Messenger RNA from Vigna radiata var. radiata (mung bean), 2373 nucleotides. Its product is annotated as probable receptor-like protein kinase At5g18500. The record is from RefSeq and is a predicted model, not a curated record. Bases 183 to 1973 code for a protein of 596 amino acids. The transcript has 7 exons. Gene Ontology annotation, molecular function: ATP binding; protein kinase activity. NCBI's taxonomy places the organism in Eukaryota, Viridiplantae, Streptophyta, Magnoliopsida, Fabales, Fabaceae. Gene Ontology annotation, biological process: protein phosphorylation.
AAGCUGUAAUCUAAAGGCAGUAUGUGAGCGAGGAUAUCCACAUCCAUAACGGUGUUCACGAAGAAAACUCACCCUAUAUCUUCUCUAUUCUACUUUUAGUUUGAUCUGCUAUCAACGUUACGCUGCUUCACAAUGGGAUAACUUUUAGUUUCCAUACAGAGCAAAAGAGGUUUGGUUUGGACAUGAAAACAAAAACACACUUACCUCUUCAUCUUUUGUUUGCACUUAUAUUUCUUGCAACAGCAUUCCCUCAUUCCUCCCCACUCCUAUUCCCUGAUGCACUCACCGAUCCGCAAGGGUCAUGUGUGCUGAAGUUCAACACAAGCCAAUAUAUGGCAAUGGAUGAGUGCGUAGAAGUGAAUGAGUAUAUUUACUCGUGGGGUGAGGACGGGUUCCCGACCACAUUGUGCUGUCGAAAUGCUCUCACGGUUGUGUCCAAUGCGUUGGCCACACGAGCACUGAGCUCGGGAGGACAAGUGUUCCUUCCCCAAAAUCAAUGGCAGCCUUGUUUGCAGUCAUUUCAACCGCAACCAGGGAUGUCACUUGAUUCAUGUGGCUUUGACAACUUGUACCAAGGAAGUUCCAUAUGCUCCAACUUCAUUUUGCAGGAUGUUAGGACCCUGCAACAGUACCAAGACGCAUUGAGCCGGUGCUCCCACUUCAACCAACCUUUUGGUCAAUCUUGUGCAGAAUGUACCAGUGGAAUAUCGAACGUGAGAGAUGCUUUGUAUUCUCAAGUUGAAAAACACAACAACGAGAUUGACAGAGCCAUAUGUGGGGUAGCAGCUAUUGUUGCUCUUGCAGCUGCCAGACCAAAUGAUCCUCUCGUUGACAAAUUUUUACUAUGCUUGCCAUCUUCAGCUUCAGGAUCAGACAAAAGAGGAUCUCUGUGGAAAGCCUUGCUGAGUGUGCCAGUAGUUGUGAUUGUAAUAUUGAUUGUGGUUAUUAUGGUGAAAUGUUUGUCCAAGAAGAAGGGUGGUAAACCGGUUGACUUGCAAGACAUCACUGCAUGGUCUGGAUUGUACUGGUUCUGCAAAGCGGAAAUUGAGAAUGCCAUGAACUACGGUGGUCGAAAGAUAAGCCUUGGACGUGGAAGCGCAGGGCAUGUAUAUAGAGGCGUUCUACCCAGUGGUCAAAUCGUGGCCAUCAAGCAUUUAACAAGGAGUAAUACCUCUGAGUCUUUCACUCGAGAAGUUGAAGGCCUUUCAAGGCUUCGCCAUCCAAACUUGGUUUGCCUCUUUGGCUGCUGCAUUGAAGGGGAUGAGAGAUAUUUAGUCUAUGAAUUUUGUGCAAAUGGGAAUCUUGCUCAACAUCUCUUACGAAGAGAUAGUCACUUGACCUGGGAAACAAGAGUGAGAAUUUUGAGAGAUUGUUCGUUUGCACUCAAGUACCUCCACCAUCAUAUGGAAGGCUGUGUUGUCCAUAGAGAUAUAAAGCUUACGAACAUUCUUUUGACUGAGAAAUACCAAGCGAAACUGUCAGAUUUUGGACUGUCAAAGGUGAUGGGAAUCAAAGAGAGCAAGGUUUUUACCGAUGUAAGAGGAACCAUAGGCUACAUGGAUCCAGAAUACAUGAGUAAUGCCAAGCUAACGUGUGCCAGUGAUGUGUACAGUUUUGGUAUUGUUGCUUUGCAAAUAUUGUCUGGACAGAAAGUCAUAGAGUUGGAUCUUGAUGCCAGAGACCAGCUCACAAGGAAGGCAAGAGAUGUGAGUAUGGGAAAGCGUCCAUUGUCUGAUUUUGAAGACCCACGGCUAAAAGGAAAGGUUGAUAAGGCAGACUUUGAAGCCAUCCUACAAAUUGCAGUGUUGUGUGUUGCCAAAUCAAGCAAAGGCCGACCAACCAUUGAGGUUGUUUUUGAUGAAUUGGACAAGGUCUGCAUGGACACAGAAACCAAGAUGAAGGUAAAGAAGGAUGAGAGUUCAUCAUCAAACUCCACUCCCAGCUCCAAAUCCUCCAAAUCAGCUCCUCUUUGACAUAAAAGGUAUUGUGUUGUGUUGUGUUGUUGUUCUAUUAGUCUGUGAGAUAAAACAUGAAAAUGUAGUGUAAAUGGAAUUAGAAAAAGAAGAUAUAUUACAAGUGAUACUGUUUUCAGCAUCUUAGGAUGGUACAAAAUUGGGAUCUCUUCCAUUCACAGUGUGUUCUGCUGAACUACUGAUCCAACAAAAUGAUUCAUUUGGUGGGAAGAGAAUCAAAUCUAUUGAGCAAUCAUCCAGAUCUUAGAUAUAUAAAAGGUGUUAUUAGACUUAUAGUGAUAGCGAUUCAAAUACACACUCUUCUUUUCUUUUGGCUCAAUGUAUAUUUGGAUAUUUAAUAAUGAAAGGAACAGAAUGGAAUAAACAUAAAUAAUAUUGAAUUGGAUAAUCUGUAUGACUU